UCCUAAAAAGUUUCGGGUGGAAAAGACAAAGAAAGGAAAAACAGAGGGAGGAUAGUGGAAGGGGCAAGUAGCGAGAUCCAUGAUGAAGGGAGAGAUGGAGAAAGCGUAAGGAUCGUUUUGAUGAUGAUAUGAUUGUUGUAGAGUAUGGAAGAUGGAGCCUUUUAGAUUUCACAAGGACAACGCUUGAUCCUUCCCAUCUCCACGGGGAUUUUCCUCUUUAUCGCCAUAAAUCGGUCUCUUUCUCUUUGUAUUCGAUCUCUGGGCUGAAAAGGGUACAAAUUUUACCCUCGAUUUCCGCAUCCCCAGAAAAAAAUUUGGGAACUUGAUUGAAGCGACAGCAGCAGGAUAUGGGUAAUGUGAACGGAAGCAAUACUCUGUCUGCGGUUGAAGAAGACGGUGCUGAGAAUAGCUCGCGUGAAGCCAUGGCUGCCUCUGACGGCACCCAUGUCGCAAUGGGUCACUCCCCUCCUCACAGCCCUCGAGCCACCCAGUCCCCUCUCAUGUUCGCUCCUCAGGUUCCGGUUCUUCCACUGCAAAGGCCAGACGAAAUUCACAUUCCAAACCCCUCAUGGAUGCAACCUUCUGUUUAUGAAGGGCCCUGCAACGAGCAGCAACAAGGUAUUCCCACAAUGAUCACAUGGUGCCACGGGGGUAAAGAAAUAGCCGUUGAGGGCUCAUGGGACAACUGGAAGACAAGGAUAUGCUUGCAAAGAUCUGGGAAAGACUUCACCAUAAUGAAAGUCCUUCCCUCAGGUGUUUAUGAGUUCCGGUUCAUUGUCGAUGGUCAGUGGAUGCAUGCUCCAGAACUUCCAUCCGCCCGUGAUGAUGCCGGCAACACUUACAACAUUUUGGACCUGCAGGACUACGUUCCUGAAGACAUAGAGAGCAUAUCAGGGUUCGAACCUCCGCAAUCUCCUGAGUCAAGUUACGACGACAACCCGCUUCUCGGAGCAGAGGAUUACUCGAAAGAACCGCCCGUGGUUCCUCCGCACCUACAGAUGACGCUGCUGAAUCUAUCGUCGACCAGCACUGACAUUCCGUCUCAGCUGCCGAGGCCUCAACACGUGAUCCUGAACCAUAUCUUCAUGCAGAAGGGAAGGAGCGGCCCGUCCAUCGUUGCCCUUGGCUCUACUCACCGGUUUCUGGCCAAGUACGUGACUGUGGUUCUCUACAAGUCCAUGCAGAGGUGAACAGGACCGAGGAAUGGAGAUUUCUAGGCAUCGGAUUUGGGUUAAACGUACGGGGAAGAGCUGUCUUUUAAGUGAAUAGGGAAGAGACGUGGGUUUUUCUCGCUUUGGAGGAUGCUCGCACGUUAUUGUCUUAUUAACCCGAUAAAAUUUUUUUUUUUUUUGUUUGCAAGUUCUGAAUAAGGUUUUGCCCGAAGAACGAAGCUUCAGAACUCGAUUGCCGUUGUAAUCUUCUGCAUCCGCGUAAAAAGAGAGAAAAUGGUGGCAAA
Messenger RNA from Tarenaya hassleriana, 1456 nucleotides. Its product is annotated as SNF1-related protein kinase regulatory subunit beta-2-like. NCBI's taxonomy places the organism in Eukaryota, Viridiplantae, Streptophyta, Magnoliopsida, Brassicales, Cleomaceae. The transcript has 4 exons. The record is from RefSeq and is a predicted model, not a curated record. Gene Ontology annotation, molecular function: protein binding. The coding region runs from base 348 to 1190 and encodes 280 amino acids.